AUGGACAAACCUCUCUGGUUCCGCUGGCUUAGAGUUUACGCUUUUGGAGGUGCUAUUAUCGCUACUGGAUGUGUCUUGUUCAAAUACACUACUCCUUCGGACGAAGAGCUAAUUAAGGCGCUCUCGCCUGAACUGAGACUCCAGUUUGAAAGAGAACGUCAGCUACGCCAGGCUGAGCAACAAGAACUUAUGAAUAUUGUAAGAGAGACGGCCAAGAGUCAAGAUCCCAUCUGGAAAACUGGAUCGAUAGAUUCACCCUUUGAAAGAAAUGCAGGCCAGCAGUCGCGCGACCAGUUCCAACGUCUCAAGGCCGAGGAGAUUCAGCGUGAAGAAUUGCAACGUAUCAGACAGGAAUUGCAGCAAAUAAGGCAAGAAAGCGUUGAGAAAACUCAACAAGGCGUCCCCAGUGUCAAGUGGUGGAAAUUGUGGUGA
Messenger RNA from Lachancea meyersii CBS 8951, 432 nucleotides. The record is from the annotation of a GenBank genome assembly. NCBI's taxonomy places the organism in Eukaryota, Fungi, Ascomycota, Saccharomycetes, Saccharomycetales, Saccharomycetaceae.